AUACAUUCUGCCCGUGCAAUGCAAAACCGUGCAUUGAAGAAGCGUUACACGCUAGCGGGUUCAACCACCGAAUGUCCUAUGAAACUAGCACAAAUAGCAACAGAAGGCACCGAAAGCGGAAAAUCAUCUGGUAUAACCAGCCUUUUAACAAAUGCCUUAAGACCAUCAUCGGAAAAGUGA
Molecule: messenger RNA, 180 nt
Organism: Paramuricea clavata
Lineage: Eukaryota; Metazoa; Cnidaria; Anthozoa; Malacalcyonacea; Plexauridae
Source: the annotation of a GenBank genome assembly